Messenger RNA from Sinocyclocheilus rhinocerous, 781 nucleotides. Its product is annotated as centrosomal protein of 164 kDa-like. The record is from RefSeq and is a predicted model, not a curated record. The coding region runs from base 97 to 609 and encodes 170 amino acids. Lineage: Eukaryota; Metazoa; Chordata; Actinopteri; Cypriniformes; Cyprinidae. The transcript has 5 exons.
GUAGGAAGCUCAUUUGUGUGUGUGUGUCAGGUGUCAUGUGAUGAUGCUGAGAGGUCAGCUGAUCGGAAAGUGACAUUUGAUGUGACCGAGUCGGAGAUGAGCAGCGUGUACAGCCCAGAGGGAACAGUUCCAGUGAAGGUGCAGCAGCUGGCCGACUCUCUGCAGCUGAUCUCAGGACAGCUCAACUCUGUGUUAGGAGCUUUGGGUUCACUAACACACAAACAGACUCCGCCCCCUCUGACAACACCCCUGCUGCCCCGCCCCUCAUGGGCGUGGCCUACAACCCCCUCCCCCUCGCUGGCCAACGGACUCUCACACAGAGCCACAGACUCAUUGCAGACGCGCUGGAGCCGCCUGAGCUCAGAAACCAGCAGAGCGCACAUGACCUACUCAGGAUACACACCACCAAGUCUGUCGAGUCUGCGUCCGUCAGAGGUCGAGGGUCAGCGGCUGCAGGGUCUUAUUGAAGGAAACAAACGCUGGCUAGAGGCUCAACGGAAGAACCGCAACAUUCCUCUGUUCCCGAGCCUCAGAAGCGCGUCCAGCGGCGGUGGGUUAGUUCAGCUCAGCCUCGACGACAACAACCAGAUUAAAGUUCAUCAUUACUGAAGCAGUGUGUUUCUCAGGACGGCUGAAGAUCGUCUGUGUGUCUCGUGUUUAUGAGCUGUAAGAACUGUGCAGGAUUUAUAUGCUUACAAGCGGUUUCAAAAACCAAUGUAGUUUACAUUCUCAUCUGUAUAGCUGUGUGCAAUGUGCAGAUCUCAUUUGUACCAUAUUUUUG